Messenger RNA from Melanotaenia boesemani (Boeseman's rainbowfish), 3515 nucleotides. It is a transcript of the gene dcp1a, whose product is annotated as decapping mRNA 1A. Gene Ontology annotation, biological process: deadenylation-dependent decapping of nuclear-transcribed mRNA; deadenylation-independent decapping of nuclear-transcribed mRNA; positive regulation of catalytic activity. Bases 35 to 1528 code for a protein of 497 amino acids. The record is from RefSeq and is a predicted model, not a curated record. The transcript is spliced from 9 exons. Lineage: Eukaryota; Metazoa; Chordata; Actinopteri; Atheriniformes; Melanotaeniidae. Gene Ontology annotation, molecular function: enzyme activator activity; mRNA binding. Gene Ontology annotation, cellular component: P-body.
ACCCGUCCGGGCGGGAGCAACAAUCAUAUCCAAGAUGGAGACGAUAAAUGCUGGACAUAUGAUGAGCUUAGCCGCUCUGCAAAGACAAGAUCCGUACAUAAACAAACUGCUCGAUGUUACCGGACAGGUGGCUCUCUACAACUUUAACUCCAAAGCCAAUGAAUGGGAGAAAACCGACAUCGAAGGUACCCUGUUUGUUUAUGCAAGGUCUGCCUCCCCUCACCAUGGCUUCACCAUAAUGAACAGACUCAGUACUGAGAACCUUGUGGAGCCAAUCAAUAAAGACUUGGAGUUCCAGCUGCAAGAUCCCUUCUUACUCUACAGGAAUGGAAACUUGGGCAUCUACAGUAUUUGGUUCUAUGACAAAAGGGACUGUCAGCGCAUUGCUCAGCUGAUGGUCAAGAUUGUGAAACAAGAAGCAGAUCAUGCCCAGAGAAAGACACCAGAAAGGGCAGAACCCGGGAGAACCAAUGGAGUUGCAGAACCCCGACCCAUUGACAUCCUGGAACUGCUCAGCAAAGCCAAGGAGGAAUACCAGAGAGCCCAGGCAGGUGAAACAGAUGUGUCUACAGAGAUAAACGUGAAAACAACUAUCAUCACAGCUACAGAACAUGCACACAGUGCACCUCCACCCGAAAAGACCUCGCAUACAGUGGUGAAGCAGAUCACGAUUGAGGAGCUCUUUGGCUCAUCUCUUCCCAAGGAACCUUCUCUAGCGACCAAGCCUGGACAGAACCAAAGUGCUUCCAGUGGCCUCUCCACUACCUACGUCCAGAAGCAACCAUAUCUUGCUCCAGCACACCAAAAUCCACUCCUCACUCCACAGCUCACGGCCCAAGACCCUGGGUCCAACCAGCGGCAGCAAGCCCCUGCCCUAAUCCCCGCUCCUUAUGCACUUAACCCUAGUCCGGUUUUCCAGUCAGUAGUCCCAAAGCUAGAACCCCACUCUCACUGUCCUGCCUCCCCUAUGAUUAUGCCUCCGCCUGGAUCAGAGCAUCAUGCUGGACACACUGGUCCUACACCACCUCCAGCUGCUCCUACCACCUAUUUAGGAAAGGAGAUACUCAGCACACUCAAACCAGCAGUGCCAUCCUUGAACUCAGACAUCCACAAACCCACCCUUGCACCCAACUUCCUGCCAAGUACGUUGUUCCCCCCCCACAGUUUCCAAGAGCCCAAGAUAGAUGUUUUUUCUCAGCCUCCAAACCUGAUUAAGCCAAUAUCUACUGUCCCCAUGAGUCCAGGUCUUGCUGUUCCAGGGUCGGAGAUUUCUGUGCUUCUCUCGCCCAGCGCCUUCCAGCAGACUGUCAAUAAAACCACAGCAGCAGCAACAGUGGUCCUUCCUUCCCCCUCUGAGCCAUCUUCUGCCUCUGGCGGGGCCGUAGAUCCUCUUACAUUCCCCUGCAGUAAAACACAGUUACAGGAGACUUUAAUUCACCUCAUUAAGAAUGACCCAGACUUCCUCAGUGCCAUUCAUGAUGCUUACCUUCAGAGUCUUACCAAGGACCUCAGCAACAUGAAGCUAUAGUUCAACCAACACAGAUGGUCUUUGUGACCAGAGAAGAGACUAGAAGAUUGUGGGAGAUACAAUUGCAGCAAACAGGUUGUUUGUACACCACAACUCUUCAGCUGUGGUCCGUGUGCUAAGGAUUAGCACACACCACACCAUUUAACCUUGAUGCUAUUCUGGCUAUUGUGUCACCCCAGACUGACUUUUUGUCUUCGUAUGUCAAGCAAAAACUACUAUGAGUACAAGGAUGAGAUAAGAUUUCCUAAUAUAGCCUUGAGUUGAACAUUUUAAUGUGAUACAAAUGUUCAAACUGUUUAAAAGUUAGUGGUUUAAUUCUUUGGGAGAUGGGACCACAGUGGAGAUUUGGUUGCAUCACACCCCUUUUUACUGUUGGACAGGCAGUUUUUCUGCAGGAACAUUACUGGACUCGCAGAUGCUGUUUCUUUAACUCAUCUCAAGCCUUUAUGUGGCGUUCUCACAGUAUGAGAGCAUGAAAAAACUGAUAAGACACGCUCCAAGUGCUUAUUAAGAAGAAGACAUCUCUGUGAUGACCUCCAGGCAGUUUUUGGGGACAAAAAAGAACUACAAAUGUUUUUCUUUUCUUUUUUUUCUUUUUUUUUCUCAAGUUAUUGAGCCAGAAGAUGAUACUGAAGCCUGUAUAUUUUUGGUAUAGAUAUUCAGAUGAUGCAGUUACUUUUUUUGGCCUUUUGUAGGGAGGAUAAAUGACUUUCAUAGUUAACUAGAGAAGCACUUGCAGCCAAGAACUCAAAUUAAGUGUAUAGUUCCUCUCAGCUUUUUAAUUGUAACAUUUAAAACAAUAACGUCUUUAUGACUCAUACUCAAACCUGCUUCUCUGCUACCUUUCCUUUCUAUAUAUAUUUUUUUUACUUUUUCCUGGCUUUUUUCUCUUUUUUGUCCUUUGCGUCAUCAUGUCUCCUCCACCAGAUGAUUUUACUUUAUGCUUUUGGAGGGGCAUGCGCAGUUCAAAACAGUCAAAGAUUUUAGGGGGACCAGCAUUUUGGUAUAUAUGAGUAUAGUACUCUUUAUAAGAACCUCUUGGUUCUGUUGUUGAUCAAUCAUUUAAGUAAUCACAAGCAAAAAAAAAAAAAAAAAGUGUGAAGGUUGCUACUAAAUCUAGAUUCCUGUUUACAUUCUGCUGUUUUGAUUUAAAAAUGCUCAUGGAAAAGGUGGUGUUGAUUUACUUUUUAUAGCUUCUCUCUGCUUCUCAUUAACCAUAUUGCUAGUGAGAAAAUACAAACUACCUCCAUUCUCAUUCCUCAGUUUCUGUUUUCAAGUCAGUCAUUCUCAACUUGGGUUAUUUAUUUCUGCAGUAAAAGGCUACUGCAGCACACACCCAGACCACUGUGAGAGCAGGAAGCAACUGAGUGGCUAAAAAAGCUGUUAAUGAAAAUAAAAACUGAUUCUGUCUGCAUGAAAAAAAAAAAAUCUACGGAAAGAAAAUACAUUAGAGUCCAAAAAAAUUUUUUUCUUAUCCUGUAACCAUAAAAUGUUGAGCACAUGCAGGAUCAUUUAAACAGCUAAAAGAUUUAAAAAUGAGAGAAAUAAAGUGAAAAGUUUGUCUUUUAAGUGGAGCAGUGAUUAGCAUUAGUUGGCUCGGUAAUCAAGUGACCUAAACACUUUGUCUUCUUUGUGUUAUCAUGACUUUGUGUUUAGUCCCCCCCCCCCCAAUCCUGUUAAACAAACUUCAUAUCUACAUGGUUUCAGUACCUUUUCUUUCCUUUUUAAUCUGGCAAAGGUUAAAUUUAUAAUGUUUUGCCAACAUUUUUGGCAUAUGUUGGUUAAAUAAAGGAUGAUGGAAAUGUCAACAUUGUUUUAAUCCUAGUCAUAUAUUUAAGAUUUUAUUGUUUUGUUUUGUUUUAUUUAUCUUGUUGGCCAAAGUUAUGAUUUUGAGUAAGUCUUUGCAAAUUUACAUUUUCCAAGUUUGUCACUGUGCACAAAUUGGCUUAUUAUAAAUAUUUUGUGAUAAUAAAGAUUUGAAAUUACA